AUGGCCACAUUUCUCCAGAGCCUCGCGCCAUCUCUCCCUUCGGCCAGCCAAGCAGGCGCACGAAUCUUCCAGUACAUCCACAAACUAGAAGAGAUACUUCUUCGACAGAGCCAGGCAGUACCAACAGUGACAGCAGUACCGGCAAUUCCAGUAGCACCGAUCAUGCACCAUCAGCCCGAGAUAUCGAAUGACCCGCGGGUCAUGGACUUGAUGCCUCAGCCGCCGCCACAGCAGCAGCACCCAGGCCUUCUUGAGCAGUAUGCGUUGCCAAAUACUUCAUUUUACAAUUUUCAAGCAGACUUUAUCGGAAACAUGUGGAACAAUGCCUUCAACGACGGGGCGGAGAUCGAUUGGGCUGGCGCAAUUGAGAGCUGGGGAACGACUUGA
Colletotrichum acutatum is the source of this 387-nucleotide messenger RNA. RefSeq lists its product as uncharacterized. The record is from RefSeq and is a predicted model, not a curated record. The transcript has a single exon. The coding region runs from base 1 to 387 and encodes 128 amino acids. NCBI's taxonomy places the organism in Eukaryota, Fungi, Ascomycota, Sordariomycetes, Glomerellales, Glomerellaceae.